Drepanopeziza brunnea f. sp. 'multigermtubi' MB_m1 is the source of this 1086-nucleotide messenger RNA. RefSeq lists its product as uncharacterized. Lineage: Eukaryota; Fungi; Ascomycota; Leotiomycetes; Helotiales; Drepanopezizaceae. The record is from RefSeq and is a predicted model, not a curated record. Gene Ontology annotation, molecular function: 2-oxoglutarate-dependent dioxygenase activity.
AUGGGAAUCACCACCACCGAAGUUCCCAAGUCCGUGCAAUGGAGUGGUAAGCAAGUCCCCGUCUACCCCAUGCAGACGGUCGACUUCUCGCGUCUCCUUUCGCAGGAGCCAACCGAGAUCGAGAAGCUUGUAAAAUGCUGCCAGACCGAAGGCUUCUUCUACAUCGACCUGCAAGGCAUCGAUGGCCGGAGAAUGCUGGAAGACCAGCAGGAGACUUUGAAGCUCAUGAAGCGAUUCUUCGACUCCCCAUUGGAGGUCAAGAACGAGUACGGCCUCGUCGCACCUCAUCUGGGAUACGAGCCCGUUGGAUCGCGCACUGGAGUCCUCCCUGGCACCAAGGAUGGAUACGAAAUGGUCAAGGUAUCACGGGAUGAGAUCCAGGCAGAGUCUCCUCACAUCCCCCGCAACAUCAAGAACAACGGAGACAUCAAGAUCCUUGAGAACGCCAUUGCUGGUUCUAACAUCAUCACCAAGACCAUCUUGUCUGCGCUGUCAACUGGCCUGGGCCUCACAGGCAAGGACCGAUUCGAGAACUCACACCGAAAUGAGCGCCCAUCAACAUCCACGCUGGCCAUGAUGCACUAUAUCCCAUCGAACCCUGUGACGGAGAAGAACAUUGGACACCAAAAGCACACCGACAUCAGUUCGCUCACUUUGCUCUUUAGCGAGCAAUGGGGUCUCCAAAUCAGACCUCCUGGAGCCAAGGAGUUUGGCUUCGUCGCCCCCAAGGUCGGAUCAGCGAUUGUCAACGUCGGCGACUCCCUCCGUUUCGCGAGCGGCCACACGAUGCAGUCCUGCAUCCACCGCGUCGUGCCCUUGGACCACGCCGAGCACCGCUACUCCAUCGCGUACUUCCUCCGCGCCGAGGACGAGACCAUGUUCACGGACUCCAACGGCAGAUUCGUCACGGCUGGGCAGUGGCACGACGAGAAGUUCUUCGCCUUCAUGUCGCCGCCAGAGAUUCAAGCUGAGGCUCCGAGCUACCUGCUGCUGGGUGGGAUGGAGGAGCAGGAGGACCUUUCAGCUGCUCAGGUGCUGAAGAAUGCCGCGAGAUCUGAAGCGACGACGACAAUUUCUGUCUCCUAG